This is a messenger RNA of Schistosoma haematobium, 1785 nucleotides long. Its product is annotated as putative malate dehydrogenase 1B, variant 2. NCBI's taxonomy places the organism in Eukaryota, Metazoa, Platyhelminthes, Trematoda, Strigeidida, Schistosomatidae. The transcript has 6 exons. The coding region runs from base 65 to 1621 and encodes 518 amino acids. Gene Ontology annotation, molecular function: L-malate dehydrogenase (NAD+) activity. The record is from RefSeq and is a predicted model, not a curated record. Gene Ontology annotation, biological process: oxaloacetate metabolic process; malate metabolic process; tricarboxylic acid cycle.
CCAGUGAUUCGUUUUAAUCGCUGAAUGUGAUCAUAGUAAUAACCUAAGCACGCAAAAAUGUGAAAUGGCCCUUUUCGUUAUAGCAGGAAAAUGUGACUGUCCGUUUUAUGCACGAAUCGAACUUUUGGCGGACAAACUGUCACUAAAUCUGCCCAGUUUUAGAGUUACAAAGAUAGUUAAACAGCCUCAAGAUUGGAAAGAAUUCACGAAAUGGAUCACAGAAAAGCACGGUUGGUUUGUGGAAGAGUCACCUGUUGUAUGGAGAGAAUUAGUGGAUCAGGGAGGAAAAGGAAUUUUAAUUGGAGGCGCGAACGAAUUUCAAGAGUUAGUUGCUGCUUAUUACGGUGAACAAAUCUCAAUACGUACGGAUGAAAUGUUGAAUAUCAUGAAGAAAAACAUCAAAUAUAAGAUCCAAGAAGAUCAAGAGCAACAAAUGAAGAUCAUUAACACACCAUCCCCAUCAAAUGUGGUAGUUAUUGGUGCAGCUGGACUUGGUACUGGUGAUUUUCUGGCUAGUAUAUUAAAUGGGAAGGUUUUCGGUGAUGAGAUGAUAGAGUUGUACUUAAGUGAUGAAGUCAAAAAUAAAAAUAAAUUGUUCGAACUGCGAGAAGUGCUCGAGGAAGCAGCUCUUCCUAAACUUAGUAGAGUACACAUUAGUGACGAUGUUGAUGAAUGUCUGACACACGCAAAGCAAGUCGUCAUUCUAGAUGUUAUCCCAAGAAAAGGUCCUAGUUUUUCAGACAUCAGGAUACAAGAUGAGUGGGAACCAAGAAGUGAGUGGUUAAUACGACGUUUUUUAUAUUUUGACAAACUUGGACAAAAAAUGAAAGAAAAAUGUCCGAAAUCUGUCAGAGUCCUAUUAGCUGGAAACAUAGAAGCAGAUACAUUUCUCAUGGAAAUGACCACGCCUAUAUGUUUUGACGUGACAACACUUCACAGAAGAACGAAAGGAAAGAUACCGCCAGAACAAAUAGUUGGUCUAGUAAAGCCACUUGAAUUGAAAGUAAAAGCUGCUGUGGCUAGACACCUGAAAGUCCACACAUAUGAUGUCACUGAUGUCGUAAUUUGGGGGAACUUGGGGAGUUCAGUAUUUUUAGAUUUAUCUCGUUCUUGUGUAUCUUGCAGAAGACACUUUGAUGCGGGUGUCGUCGGCGGAAGCCACAUUCGGCUUCCAGCCUUGAGUGUAGCUGAGAACCCACAGUGGUUACACAAAGAACUACUGAAUGAACUAAAGAAAGAAAACAGCACUAGAAAAUCUGAGUAUAUAGGACUACUCCACGAAAAUGCUAUGGCUGAGUGCUUAAAAGAAUGCUGGAACAGUAACCAAAGCCAACCUAACCAAACUACUUCACUUGUUAUGAUAUCAAGAGGCUGGUAUGGCGUACCGGAAGGGACUGCAUUUUCGUUCCCUGUUAUGUGCGGCUCCUACGGAUAUUGGUGGGUUGUGGAAGAUAUGCCUCUUACGCCAGAAGUUGAAACUCAGUUGAAAACAUCCAUUCGAAGUGUCCUCGAAGAUUGGGCAGUUGUUGAUCCCUUACCAUUGGAAGACUUUUUAAAAAAAGAACAAAAACCCAAAUAUAACUAUAAUGAAUAUCAGGCAGAAAAUAAUGAAGAGAAUUAAAAAGCAACUGGAUAAAGACAACAAAACAUUGCAUUUUGCGAAAUAAUUAGAACAAAGAAAUAUUCACCAUACACAAAAAAAGAUUAGCUUGGUAAACAAAAAAUAAGAACUGUUAUAAAGAGACAAUAAACUACAAUAAAUAGAACAUGUUUAAAAGAGGCUUA